AAUUUCUCACCUCUUUCAAUCAAUAAUAAAUACUACAUAAAAGUCAAAAAUGGUAAUUAUUCAAAAUUCAUUCAACAAAACAAACAUUAGAUUAGAAAAUUCAACCGUUACUGAUUCAGGCAGUAGAAUCAUUCCUAGAGUUAUUAUGGAGCACCUUUUCUUCGUACCCUCUUGUAAGUUCUAAUAGAAAAGUCAAGUUGGGUUUUUCAAGUGUUCAACAUUUCAUACUAUCUCUUCUUUCUAUUCUCCUCUCUUGUUCUUCUUCUUAUACCGUUCUCCAAUUCAAUUUCUUCAAUAUUUUCCUGUUCCUGAUUCUGGGUUCUUCAAGCUUGAUUCUAUUAGUGUCUCCAAAUUUAGGGUUGGCAAUUUGAUUUGAAGAGCAUGUCAAACUUACUCAAAUUUUGAUUCAUUUCAUGAAGCGAGGAAUUGACUAAGAUAAGAGUGGAGCUGAGCUAGUUUGGCCAUGACUUGCUUCCCUUUCAGUUGUGGACACAGAGCCAGGGCCUCUGAUGAAUCCACUGUAGACAUUGAUGGAGUUUCAGGUGUAGGUAAUGUAAAGAUUUUCAAAUACAAGGAAUUGCAGCAUGCAACGGACAACUUCAGCCAACUAAAUAAAAUUGGGGAGGGAGGUUUUGGACUUGUCUAUAAGGGCAAGCUCAGAGAUGGAACGAUGGUCGCAGUGAAGGUGCUUUCACCUGAAUCAAGGCAAGGCUUAAGAGAAUUCGUUACAGAAUUAAAGGUCCUUGCGGAUGUAGAGCAUGAAAAUUUGGUAAAGAUUGUAGGUUGUUGUGUCGAAGGGAAUAAUAGAAUUUUGGUCUCUGGAUAUCUUGAAAAUAACAGCCUUUCUCAAUCUUUACUCGGUCAAAACCAGAACAUGAUUGAUUUCAACUGGAAAACUAGAAGAAAUAUAUGCAUUGGCAUUGCUAAGGGGCUUGCGUUUCUUCAUGAAGAAGUCCGACCUCAUAUUGUGCAUAGAGAUAUUAAAGCAAGCAAUAUCCUCCUUGACAGAGAUUUUACAGCCAAGAUUUCAGAUUUUGGUCUUGCAAAACUUAUACCAGCUAACAUGACACAUGUUAGCACACGGGUUGCAGGGACAUUAGGGUAUUUGGCGCCUGAAUAUGCACUCCGAGGUCAGUUGACAAGGAAAGCGGAUACUUAUAGUUUUGGCGUACUUCUUUUGGAAAUUGUCUGUGGUAGAUGCAACAGGAAUAGGCGGCUGCCUCCUGGAGAGCAACAUCUUCUUCAAAGGGCAUGGAAUAUGUUUGAGAAUAAGUCGCUUAUGGAGUUGGUAGAUGAAGCAUUUAGAGAAGACAUCGAUAUCGAGGAGACCAGUAGAUUUUUCAAGAUCGCUCUUCUUUGCACACAAGAAAUACCAAAACGACGACCAAUGAUGUCCACUGUGGUUAAGAUGCUUCAGGGAGAGGUAGAUGUUGCUGAAAUGAGCAUAACAAGGCCGGGGCUGCUUUCAGAGUUUACUGAUACGAAACCAAAAGAACAUGCCGACAGAAACACAUCAUCCUUGUUCUCCCCCAGCUCUGGCGCCUCGUCUUUGCCAUCGGAACAGACAAAUUCCUCUUUUGCUACAAUAACGUUCACAUCCAUAAGUGCCCGGAGUGACUGAAAAUAACAGGUAGAUUUUGGCGUUCACACUUUCCCUCGCUUGUUUUGCCUAGUGCCGCCUCUCCCAAUCCAUUCUUGUCUGCUGUAGAUAUAAGAGUGAAAAUGUGUUCUUUGAAGAUCUAAAUGUAAAAAAGCGAUAGACGAUAGAGUGAUGCUUUUUCUUACAUAAUUCAUACUUGAAAAUGUAUCAUUCCUUGUAUUGUAUGUUGUAUCAAAUCAAAUAUCAUUUUUAUAGACAUAAUUUUUCACUCAUACAAUUUUGUUACCACUUUUAAUUUGAUUCAGUGUAACAUAAUUCGCUAGCUAAUUCGCUUUUUGAAUUCGUGAUUCGCUCAAAAUUGUCCAA
Molecule: messenger RNA, 1966 nt
Organism: Amaranthus tricolor (Joseph's coat)
Lineage: Eukaryota; Viridiplantae; Streptophyta; Magnoliopsida; Caryophyllales; Amaranthaceae
Product: cold-responsive protein kinase 1-like
Exons: 7
Coding region: 464-1621 (385 amino acids)
Biological process (GO): protein phosphorylation
Molecular function (GO): protein kinase activity; ATP binding
Source: RefSeq, a predicted model, not a curated record